GCCUCAUGACUUGCUGACGACGGCGAGCAAAAUGCACGGCUCUCGCCGCACGGCAAACCUGCAGCCGGGCGACUAUGACCACGAGAUCACAAUCACGGACGACGAAGCGGCCCAGUCGCUGCGAGCCACGAGCUCCGUGUCUGUAGGCGGAGACCUGGUUCCCACGAACACCUCGACGCGCCUGCUCUCCUCCGAUGGAGAGCCGGAGACGGAGCAAGGCCAGGAGCAGCAGCCGCCAGACGGUCGCGAGACGGAGCGCCGAGAUCACGCUCAUCUACAUCCGAGUGCAUCAAAGGGGAAAGAUGGCGCUACGACAUACCAGGCAACCGCAUUGGAGACUACAAGCGAAUUAGGCCAGUCGCAUUCUAGCGUGAGGCCGUCGAUUGAGAUUCGGGCGCCAAGCGUCGAGAAUUCGCAGCACACGUCGAACUGGGAUGCCCGCUCAAGGCCAAAGUCGAGGGAGAAGCCAGAAACGGCCAUAGACAUUCUCUACGAAAAUGAAAGAGGAGGGUUCAUGUGUGGCAUUCCCUUGUUUUCCAGCGCAGCCCUCGGUUGCCUUGAUCCCACCCCCUGGACCAACGCAUACCACCAUCCAUCCCCCACGGACAUUCAUACGGCGCAAGUUCCCGAUCCUUCAUGGGAGUGGGUAUGGCCCGAAUGGCGCAUCAACCACCAAGACGGCAUGGAUGAAGGCGGCUGGGAGUAUUCUUUUGCCUUUCAGAGGCCCUUCUCCUGGCAUGGGCCAACAUGGUGGAACUCGUUUGUCAGGCGCCGUGCUUGGAUCCGCAUGAGAGCAAGGAGGCGACCUGAAGACUUGCCCGCCGAUCCAAACUUGCUUGCGGGAGUGGACUAUUUCAAGAUUCGCCCGGCAUCCGUUCUCGGACCUCCUUUGCCUGGCAGUGUGGCCGGUAGCAGGGUCCCAAGCAGGGUCCCGAGCAAGGUCAGUCUGACGCAGGCAUCAUCUGCUGGGCACGAACGGGAGCGGCCGGACAUUGAGGACAUGGACAUGCUUCUUCAGGCCCUCCGCUCUGCCAGGAUUGACCGAGAGAAGUGGGAGGCCAUCGAGAACUACGUCGAACACGCCAUAGACCUCUCAGAGCUGCAGCACAAGAUGCACGAGAUAAUGUCUCUCUUCGUCUUUCAGCAAUCGCGCAGGCAGCUGCUGUCGUACCUCAUGCAGAAGCAUGAUGAGAUUGCCAAGGCGUGGGAAGAGGACAAGAGCCCGGAACUGAAGCGACGCAAGGAGGCCCUCGAUGCUGCGACCAAGCACGCUGAAGAGGAGGUCUGCAAGCUGGCCUACUGGAGCGAUGUUAAGCAGAUGGCCGAGAGCGGAGAGCUGCGAGACGUGGUUGACUCUUGCGAGGGGCUGGGAACCGAUGCGUGGCAGGGCCUGGAUAAGAGUGCUCCAGAGCCUCCCCGGAACGGCAAGAUGCCGCAGAAGGCGGCGGCAGAAGCAGCGCGCGCCAAGAAGGCCCGGAACCGCAUGUUCAGACAGGCCUUCACGGACAGGAGCCCGGCGCGGCUGCGGGACGCAGAGCGGAAGCUGGCCUCGCCGUACGUGCCCACGGUGCGCGACUAUCCGUCGGCAUAUGCCGCCAAGGAGAGCAGGACGCACGCGCUGCAGGUGGCGAGGGUGCAGGUCGCGUUCGACGAGAUCUGGCGGCACUUUGGCCACGGCAUCCCGGACUGGAGCGAGACGUUCAACCUGCUCAAGAGGAUGAUGACGAGGCGGAGCGAGCCGUCGAGCAUGGCCGCCAUGCGCAUCGUCCUGCCCAAGUCGUGGGCGCUGGAGCUGGGGAGCAAGAAGAUUGAGUUUGUGGACUCGACGACGGGGCUGCUGGCCAAGCUGCGCGUCUCGUCGGACCACCAGGACCCCUCCGCCAUCAUCCUGCGGGGGAAGAGCUCGGUGCUGGCCAACGCCGCUGAGGAGCUGGUGGCCGCGUGCAAGGACGUCGAGGUCUACAAGCUCGGCGAGGUCGCGGCCUUUGGGUACGAGGUGCAGCGCCUCUGGCCGGGCAUCGAGGGCGCGGCGGACGGGGGCUCGCUCAUCCCCGACGACAAGCAGGACAACAUCUGGGUGCAUCAAGAGUACCAGACGUACUGGAUCGACACGCCGUACGAGGAGGCGCCCAGGCCGGAGAUGUGGACGAUGGAGAACCUCGACGGGUACAUCAGGAUGCUUGUCUGCGGUCGGCUUCGUCCGCACCUCGCCCUGCGCUAUUAUGCAAAGCCGGAGAAGGACGGCACCUUUGUCGACACGGACGGCAUCAGGGUCCAGCUCAUCAUGGCCGCGCUCACCGAUGAAGACGCCAAGGCCUGCAUCACGCCGUCGAUCCUCAAGAUGGCCAUGUCGUUCAUGGCGCAUAAAGGCGGCCACCGAGCCGACGCAGAUCGGCUGCUGACUCUGGCCGAGGAAUGGGGCAUACCCCUGGACACCGAGGCCUACAACAUCAUGCUCGAGGGCUACGUCACCAAGCGCGACGUUGCCUUCUUCCAUAAGCUGCUCCUCAAGAUGCAGCAGCGCUACUUCCAGCCCAAUGCCCGGACGUGGCUGUUGUUCCUCGAGCUCGUCGAAAAGGAGAUGGAAAGGAGGCAAAUCAUUGUUGCCAUGUACGACCUCGGGCUGUUCAAGGACCCGGCCACCCGCCGAGGAAUCGCCCGGAUCAUGGCCACGCACGACGCCUACGUUGCGUUUCGCUCCGGCAAGCGACUGGACGCCUUCAUGGCGGAGCAAAAGUCGCGCUACGGGGACGACUGGUUCACCACGGACGCCAUGAACAGCAUCCUGACCGAGUUCUUCCGCUUCCACGAGCGUUCCCACCGCCGCUUCGACGACUUCCGCGGCCUCAUCGAGAAGCAGUCCGAGGACGGCCGCAAGGUGGGCACCGACACCAUCAACCUGGUGCUCGAAAAGUGUUUAGUCUACAAGGACUGGGACACGGCCGUCUGGGCGCUCACGAAGCUGCACGAGUCGGGCUGCGAGGCGGACCACCUGACGUACCAGUACGUGAUCCGCCUGGCCAUCCGCCUCCACCUCCCGCACGCCCUCGGCGUGGCCGUCUUCUACGCCGCGCUCGAGUACAAGCUGCGGGACGUCACGCGCGUCAUCCUCCGCCGCCUCCUCCUCGGCCACGCCAAGGACGCCUUCUGGCUGGACCACAGGCCCUUCAUCAUGACCAAGGACAUGGGCCGCCUCCUCAUGGAGAACAAGGCCCAGGGCAUCUCCCGCGUCGUCUCCCGCGUGGAGUGGGCCAUCAACACGGCCUGCGAGGGCUACAAGCCGUCCAAGCCCCUCGCAAAGGUGCUCGACCUCGCGCAGAGGACGAGGGACCGGCCGCUGCAGCUGAGGCGCGCGUUUCCGGAGAAUUUCACGUAUGAAGGGGCGCACGACGCGAAGCAGGACAUGGCCCUGCGGAUGGAGAGGAUACAGGAGGAGGAAGGGGACGAGAAGAAGCCGGUGAAUGUGUUUUUGACGUGGCACUUUGAUCCGCGGACGAUGGUGAAGAGGUGGGAUGAGGAGAAGGAGAUGAAGGCUCGGGAGUGGUUCGAUCGACAUGUCAAGAAGGAACUUUAG
This is a messenger RNA of Trichoderma citrinoviride, 3574 nucleotides long. RefSeq lists its product as hypothetical. Gene Ontology annotation, molecular function: protein binding. Bases 32 to 3574 code for a protein of 1180 amino acids. The record is from RefSeq and is a predicted model, not a curated record. NCBI's taxonomy places the organism in Eukaryota, Fungi, Ascomycota, Sordariomycetes, Hypocreales, Hypocreaceae. The transcript is spliced from 4 exons.